Lactuca saligna is the source of this 825-nucleotide messenger RNA. NCBI's taxonomy places the organism in Eukaryota, Viridiplantae, Streptophyta, Magnoliopsida, Asterales, Asteraceae. The record is from the annotation of a GenBank genome assembly.
AUGAGGAGUACAAGAUCGAAUUCAUUCAAGUCGAAGUUCAAGAACACAUUAGAGACGGUCUUGAAUCCUAAAGAUGACGCUGAUGAUUUCAUUGCGAUGAAGGUGUCAAUUUUGACAACAAAGACGUUUAUGUUCGAUAAGGUGUCUGUGCCGUCAGUCGGGUUUGGUUGUGCAGAAGAUAAUGAAGGUAGUGGGUUCAAUCAAGGUGUUGGGUUAGUAGGGUUAGGAAGGGAACCUUUGUCUUUAGUUUCACAACUCAAAAAGUCAACAUUUUCUUAUUGUUUAACCUCCAUUAAUGAUGAUACAUCAUCAGGAAACCCAUCAAGUACUCUCGUAAUGGGAUCUUUAGAAAGCCAAAUAGCAAAUGAUAGCGUUUUCACCACUCCAUCGAUCAAAAACCCAUCACAACCAUCCUUUUACUACCUUUCACUCCAAGGUAUUUCUAUCGGAAACGUUGAUUUGCCUAUCAAGAAAUCGACUUUAGAAAUCAAUUCAUAUGGGAUAGGUGGGGUCAUCAUCGAUUCGGGUACAACCAUUACGUAUCUUGAAGAAUUUGCUUUUAAUAUGCUGAAUAAAGAAUUUGUUUCACAAACGAAUUUGAAUGUAGAUAACUCGGGUUCGACUUGUUUGGAUUUAUGUUUUGAGUUAACUUCAGAUGAUGGUUCAGGGGAGAUGUCGAUCGAGAUUCCCAAGCUGGUGUUUCAUUUUGAUGGUGCGAGUUUGGAUUUGCCAGGGAAGAAUUACAUGAUCGGAGAUAUGAAUACUGGAGUGGCGUGUUUGACGAAGGGGGGUUCAAGUGGAAUUUCAAUAUUUGGAAAUAUUUAA